Messenger RNA from Klebsormidium nitens, 2122 nucleotides. The record is from the annotation of a GenBank genome assembly. Lineage: Eukaryota; Viridiplantae; Streptophyta; Klebsormidiophyceae; Klebsormidiales; Klebsormidiaceae.
GAGCUGACGGUGAGCUCAAGUCUAGGUUCCGUGAAGCCUGUUCCACAGAACGAGCGCAGCAUUGCACAGCCAGCCCUGCAAAAACGUAGAAAGAGCGCACAUUCUCUCCUCACAGGCAGAUUAUUCCAACGCGCAGUCCAGCUGGUCCGUUUUCCUCUUCAAUUUAAGAUCUGCAGCGAUGGCCACUGCAGCACAAGUGACCAUUGGGUCUGUUCUGAGCAGCUUCUCUAGCUCGACGGCAAUUCAAGAGAGGCACUUCUCAGCUAAGCAUGCCCUUCCCAGCCAACUCCUAGGUUCUUCAUUGCAGGCUUCUUCAAAAGCUCUCCCAAAAGGUCGUGCAUGCAGGAAAAGCUUUGUGAUUGCAGCCAGCGCAAUUGAGGGCCCUAGCACAGCAACAGCCGGAGGCAGCGGGCGCGAAUUCGAGAGCGCGCCAAAGCAACAGGGGGACGUUUCCGCUGCUUCACACAGCGGCUACCAGAACAAUCCGAAGGAGGUCACAAGCACCAAGCAGACCCCCACCUCUAGUUCCGAGCAGAAGCACAGUGAGUACAAUGAGGGGGAUGCGGUGAAAGUUCCCGUAGACUCUGAGCAGAAGCAUGCAGGAUAUGAGAACGAGGCGGAAGAUGCUCAUGCAGAAAAGGGGGGGGCACAGGGACAUGCCGCCUACAAGGAGGGUGAAACAAAGGAUCCCCAGGGGGGGCAAGCGGCUCAGUCGCAUGCAGGGUAUGAGAACCCCCCCAGACAGGCUGGCGGCGCUUCAAAACAGGGGCACAGCAAACAUCAAGCCUCAGGGGGCGGGAAUAUGAGCACAGUUUCUGACCUUUUGAGGGUGUCUGGUGUGAACAGCCCCGCGGGGUCCAGGUUUGGAGGCACUGGCUCCCAAAGGGGCACCACAUUGUCAAAGGGGGUGGGGAGAACUAGAGUGGUGGCAAGUGCGGCUGGGUCGGCGGUGGCGGCCUCUAGCCAGAAGCAGAGCCACGCAAUCAAAGCGCCUGCGACGGUGUUUGUGGCGGGGGCAACAGGGGCUACCGGACAGAAAGUCGUGAAGGCUCUUCUGGCCCGCGGUCUCCGCGUUAAGGCGGGGGUGAGGAAUGUUAACAGCGCUCGGGAGAAGCUCGGGCCCCCCAAGGACAAAGGUGACCAUUUGGAGCUGGUGGAAGCCAACAUCACUGACGGAGUAGAUGCUCUUGCGUCUGCUAUCAAGGGGUGCGAUGCGGUUGUGUCGGCGCUUGGCGCCCGCCCGUCGUUCAACUUCAAACAGCCCUGGGUGAUUGACUACCAAGCCAACGUCGAUUUGGCGGAGGCCUGCAAGAAAGUUGGUGUCAAGAAGCUCGUGGUAGUGUCAGCGCUGCUGACCAACGGGGCCAAGCUGGGGCAGUUUCUUAAUCCGGCGUUUAUCUUCCUUAACCUCUUCGGCUUGACCCUGGUUGCCAAGCACCGGGCAGAGGAGCACAUCUGGAACACCGAUCUGGACUACACCAUUGUGCGGCCCGGGGGUUUGGACCGGGCGGAGCCUGGGAGUAUCGUACUGGGAAAAGAAGACACCAUCUUCGGGGGGGCCGUGCCGCGGGAACAGGUCGCCGAGGUUGCCGCGGAGGCCCUGCUGUUGCCCGAGGCCUCGUACAAGGUGGUCGAAGUCAUUUCCAAGCAGGACGCGCCGCCCAAAAAGCUGCAGGACCUUUUCGCCGCGGUUCCCAGCGUGCCUCACUAGGCUGCCACGUGUCGGGUCCGGGUUGGUCACAGUCUCGUAGCGCCACGCUUUGAACGUCGCAAAGAGGGCAAUAAAACAAGAAAGUGUGCUAGACCGUAGUCGAGCUUUGUUACUUACUUCAUGCGACUAGUCUGUAGGUAGGGGCACGCGUAUGCGUACGUAGUCGCAAUUGUGUUGUACAGUAAGAGGGGCUCCUGCCUGAGUGUUUGAGCCGCGAUGAGAGGGUUGUGUGUUGCUUGGGAAAAAAGCGUAGUGCUGCAUCGGACUGGCACAGCGAAGCUAUGUUGCUGUAUUGUACUAUUGUAGCGAGCUUUGUGUUCCAUAGAAGGCGCGUUCAGAGAUUUUGACAGCUAGCAAUGACCGACUUGCAUCUCGAUCGAUUUUAUCAAGUCGUUUGGAUCUGUACACUAG